AUGGCAUUUGAGGGUCUUACCGGGGGAGCCAUCCGUAACUAUAUUCACUUUAAUCCGUUGGGACCUAUCGCAAAUCCUAUUUUAUCAUUCGCAUCGGUUUCCGAUGGCGAAACAGGAAUUACAAUUAACACCCUAACACUGCCCGGCCCAGCAGGAAUUAUUAUGGGGACAGAAAAUUAUAAUGCGGCGGACCCAUGCAUAAAACUCGCCCAAACUGGUAAUUUGCCACCGGUACGAAUAUCGUUGGAUCCAAUCCUAAACGCAAAUCCUGUUUUAUCAUUCGCAUCGGUUUCCGAUGGCGAAGCAGGAAUUACAAUUAACACCCUAACACUGCCCGGCCCAGCAGGAAUUAUUAUAGGAAUAAAAAGCUAUAAUGCGGCGGACCCAUGCACAAAGCUCGUCCAAACUAGUAAUUUGCCACCGGCACGAAUAUCGUUGGAUUCCAACCUAAACGCAAAACCUACCCAAACCAGUUUUAUUACAUUGGGACCGACAACAGCGUAUUUUAACAAUUUGGAAAACCCCGGUUCAUCAUUUACGCCGCCAUCAGAUCGCACGACCAUUGCUGCCUCGCCGAUACUGGAAAACAUACAGGCUGCAAAUAUCAGAAACUGGCAUAAUAUCUAA
This is a messenger RNA of Pyricularia grisea, 627 nucleotides long. RefSeq lists its product as uncharacterized. NCBI's taxonomy places the organism in Eukaryota, Fungi, Ascomycota, Sordariomycetes, Magnaporthales, Pyriculariaceae. The coding region runs from base 1 to 627 and encodes 208 amino acids. The transcript has 3 exons. The record is from RefSeq and is a predicted model, not a curated record.